Dermacentor andersoni is the source of this 2407-nucleotide messenger RNA. Lineage: Eukaryota; Metazoa; Arthropoda; Arachnida; Ixodida; Ixodidae. The record is from RefSeq and is a predicted model, not a curated record.
CAAUGCCAAGCCACUACGCUAGCACGACUGGUCUCUCCGAGAAGCGUAUAUUUAAUCGCAAUAUAAAGUGCUAUCACAUUUCCAUUGCAGGUGCGAGUUCAGGGACCCGUUGACACCUUGGCCUCGGGUGACAGGGAUCCGUGGGUGCGGGCCGCGGUCAUCAGCGCCGGGCUUUCUCUCUUUUGCGUGGCGCUGGUCAUAAUCGUGGUCCAACUGCGGGAUCGCCAAACGCCCGGCGACGCCGGCGACCCCCUGUGCCAAACGGAGGAUUGCGAGCGUCACGCCCUCCUCCUCGGCGAAGUCACCUCCGCGGUCAUCGAUCCGUGCGACGACUUCAGCGAGUACGUCUGCUCGGCCUGGUCGCCUCACAUGAUGCAGACCCUCCGUUACACGAGCGCCAUGGACGCCGCCAUCUACGGCUGGAUGCGGGGCCUCAACGAGACGCUCCGUGAAGGGUCCGCCAAGAUUCCCAUUGGCCGGAAGGCGAUGCUCAUGUACGACGUCUGCACGGGCGACGACUCGCAGUACGGCAACAGCACGAGCGAGUUCCUACUCUUUCUCAACGAGACCGGGCUCAUCUGGCCGUUCGCCCCGGUGCCGAAGGUGGACGCCCUGACACUAUUCGUCUCACUAGCCUUCGACUACGACGCCUCUUUCUGGUUCUCGGUCGCCAUCUCCGACUCGCCGGGCUCUUCCGGCGAAUGGCGCGUCGUUCUGUCACCCAGCUUCUACCUGCCCAUGCUCAUGGUGCACUAUCGAAACGUAAUCGAGAGCGGCGCGUACGCGGUGACCUGGACGAAGAUCCUCCACUUAUUUGCGGGUGGAGCAUCGCACAACUUGGACGAGGUGGAAAUCAACGAGACCAGCGUCAUGGGCGCUGAAAUCCUGCGGCAGCUUUACGCCGCGUCGGCCGAUCCGUCACCCGAGUCUGCACUCUUCGCAGUCAGUGAAUUCGGAAACUAUACGCCCGCCAUCUCGCCCGCACGCUGGCUGGACGCGUUGCAGCUAGUCCUGCCAGUGCGUCCGACAAUGGCGACCGAAGUGUUCGUAACGCACGUAGGGUACAUGAACGCCAUCAACGAUCUAUUUGGCAAGCACGAGAACCAGCAGCUAAUACGACACCUCUCAUGGCUAUUCAUGAAGAUGUACAUUCCUGCCGCCGCUCCCGAGUUCUUUAUCGGCGUAUACGGGAGCGCUGAAAGGUCCAAGAUAUACCGACCCCUGUUCUGCGGCUACAAUGUCGAAUUGCCGUACCGCCUGCUCGUUUCAGUGAUGUGCUACGUCUCUAGUGCGUACAGCAACCACAGGCCCUUGAUCGACGCGACCUUCGACAGCCUAGUCCUGGCGGCCACGGAAAAGCUCAUGAACUGCUUUUGGCUGGACACACAUAGCAAAAUGCUGGCCGUGGAAAAGAUCAAGGCCGUCCAGAAGCACCUGUGGCCCGAAGACAUUGUGUUCGAACCGGGAUUCCUGGACGACGUCUACAAGGACUUUCCUGAGUACGAAGCGUCGACCUUCGGUUCCUACUGGAUCGCGUCUCGCAGGAGCGUUCGCGGAGCGAAGAAAUCAAAGCAGUACCGCAGCUUGUCCACUAAGCCCAUCAGCUCCGCGGAGCCGUACCUGACGUACGACGCCAUCCUAAACCGCGUACUCGUAACCAUGGGGGCUGUCUCCAGGCCGAUUUACUACAGGAACGGCACAAGAGGCAUGCUGUACGGAGGCAUCGGAUUCCUAAUGACGCUGCAGCUCGUCAAGUCGCUGGACAGAAACGGUUUGCGGUGGCACCCGAACGGCAGCGCCGUGAACUCUUUCCUCGCUGAGGAAUCGUGCAAGGAAUUCGCAGCCCGCGACUCCUGCCGCGUUCGAGAAGCGAACGCGAGCGUGUUCCCGGAGAUCCCGGCCGUGGAAGUCGCAUACGCGGCCUUGCAACGGGCGCUCAAGCAGGACGGGCGGCGGUUCCGAAUUGCUAAGAACCUUACCGAGGAGAGGGUGUUCUUCACGACGCUUUGCUUCAUGACCUGUCCGCGAAGGUACACCCCUAGCCCUUACAGGGUGGACUGCAACAAGGCCCUGCAGAAUUUUCCCGAGUUUUCGCGAGCCUUUCAAUGCCCCGAAGGUUCCAAGAUGAACCCAGCUAAGAAGUGUAGGUUCUUUGACGCGGCGCCGCCGCAUCCUUAUGACUGAUAAUCGUGUUGGCCGCCUUUCUAUGCCCGGCCAUCCAACUCGAUGACCGGAUUUUCAUGUUGUAUCAUCUUGUGCAUUCGUUUUUAAUCUUUACGUAUGUGUUUUUUUUUUAAUUUGUUGCUGGAACGAACUGCAUUUGCCCACGUUCCUAUUCCUGGCCCACUGAACUGAAGCUUGUAUUCUUUCACAACUAUUAACUAUCUUAAAUAUUUUGUCAUCGUCA